GAGUGAGUGCUCUCGAAACUUGACGAAGGCGCACUUUACGAUUGCGCUGCGCGGAGUCACAGCUCCUUUGCCCGCCCGUCCACGUGCUACCAUGGCCGAUGCCAGCAGACGCAACUUCGUCCUCGGUAUCGACAUCGGCACGACGAACGUCAAGGCAUGUCUCGUACCCGAAGGGGGCAACGCGGCUAGUGCCACGCAGUCGCGGGAGACUCAGGCGACCUUAGCCAGCGAACUUGGACCUCUGGGGAGUGAACAGGACGCGCACAAGAUAUGCACCGCGGUGCAGUUCUGUCUCUCGCGUCUUCCGAAGGAACACCUCGUCCACGUUACGCGCAUAGCGGUGUCGGGCCAGAUGCACGGCGUGGUCUUGUGGAAACACGGCGGCGCUUGGAAACAGAACGCGUUCGGACGGUACGACGUCGGCGGGGAGGACGUCAGCCCUCUUUACACGUGGCAGGACGGACGUUGUACGCCGGACUUCUUGCGCGAACUGCCGUGCCCGCAGAGUCAUCUACGGUUGAGCACGGGGUUUGGCUGCGCGACGCUCUUCUGGUUGUUGAAGAACAGGCCGGAGGACGUUCGCGAGAAGUACGACAGGGCGGGUACCAUACAGGACAUGGUGGUGGCCAUGGUGUGUGAACUGGAGAGGCCCGUCAUGUCGACGCAGAUUGCGGCUUCGUGGGGCUACUUCGAUACGGUCAGCGGCACGUGGAACAAGGACAGGUUAUGCGAGGCUGACUUUCCGGUGUCUCUCCUGCCUGACGUCGUGCAAGCUGGUGAACUGGCCGGACGGCUGAAAAGCGCCUGGUAUGGAAUCCCCGUCGAGACGCCCGUCUAUGCAGCCCUGGGGGACAUGCAGAGCUCCGUCAUGUCCACCAUGCUGGAGGACAGGGAUGCAGUAUUAAACAUCAGCACUUCAGCCCAGCUGUCUUUCCUGAUGCCUGACGGAUUCGUUCCAUCUCCGACGGCGGACGUUUCUUCCCCCAUCGAAUAUUUUCCUUACUUCAAAGGGCGCUACCUGGCUGUGGCCGCUUCACUCAACGGAGGCAACGUCAUGGCCGCUUUCGUGCGGUUACUACAGCAGUGGACCCACGAACUAGGCCUCGGCGUACCAGAGAGCAAGAUCUGGGAGCGGAUCUCCUCCAUCACGGACGACCCGACCACGGAGUCCGACCUCCUCGUGGUGCCAACUCUGUACGGCGAACGCCAUCUGCCGGACCAGAGGGCGUCAGUCGUCAACAUCGACCCCAUGUGUCUGUCCCUGGACAAGGUGGCCAGAGCCCUGUGCAACGGCCUGGUGGCCAACAUGCACUCCAUGAUGCCGCAAGAGGUCCUGAUUGAAGCCGGGAUCCAGAGGAUCGUGGGCACGGGCAAGGCGCUCACGAAGAACACAGUUCUUCAGCGCGCCGUGGAAGCGGCCUAUCAUCUGCCCAUAGUCUACGGUAGUCGCGGUGACGCGGCGGUCGGUGUAGCGCUAGCUGUCAUUAAGUACGGCUGACUCGCGUGACUGAGGGUCUCUGUGAAGAUUGUCGAAUUAAUGUUGGUGACGUCGUUAAAAAACUGCUUCUGAUCCGUUUCGCCAAGUGCGGAAUAUUGAGUAAGUGAGAGGGGGAGAGAGACGCUCUCGUUGAUUCUAAACCACUGAAGCAGGAAAGGGAACGUUUCACGGAAUGGAUAUCUCCUUGUGUAUAGGGAGUAGCAACGAUAAAGCCGGCCAUUAGCAGAUGCUCCAGUGUUAGCUUCAGUAUAGCGAUACGACGGUUCAUAUGAAUGGAGGAUAUACGCUGCUGAGGCUUAUGUAAUGUAGCUAUGAACGCGCAGUGUCUUAAACGGGUAGUCAAGCUUAUAGUCAGGGUUUUCUCCCUUUUGGCACAUGCCCCUUUGGCACUUUCGCCAAGAAAAGUGAAAAAUAAAAUAAGAAUAAGAAUAGUAAUAAGUAUCCGAGAGCGAGCUCUACAGUGCUGAGGAAUAACUAACACCUUUGCAAGGUUGUCCCGCUAAAAAAAAAAAAAAAGAAAAAGAAAAAUGCAGUGCAGCGAUUGUAUCCCUGUACCGUCGUGGUACAGUAGCAUAUAGCGCUCGGUCAUCAGUACGGUCAUUAAAUGUGCUUCGUGCAAGAGAGAGCUGACCAUUAUUCUUUGAAAUCCGAAUGAAAGCUCUCUACAUAUCAUUCCAAAAACGCAGCAGUGGGUCAUAACUGCAAAAAGAAAAAAAGAAGAAGAAAAAAAAAAGAAAAAAAGAAAGAGUCAACAAUUCACGUCACAAACGUUCCUGUCGUUUAUGUGUGUCCCAGAUCAAGUCACGUUUAUUUCACAUUUUUCAAAAGUUUUUUUGAACGAUACACUGGUGAGUGCGGGCCUUAAAAUCAGUUAUUUCGUACUUUGAUCGUUAUUUCGGGCAAGUUCGGGUUGUUUCGGACAACCUAUUCCCGAUCAAACACAUUCAUACCUUCCGCAAUGGCGGGAACAAGAAGGUACAUCGCAUCAAAACUGAUUCUCUCGGCUGCCUUCCCGGCAUGCAAUGCAAACACAAAGGAAAUAAAAUAAAGUAACUUGUUCUAAUACUGUAA
Molecule: messenger RNA, 2569 nt
Organism: Ornithodoros turicata
Lineage: Eukaryota; Metazoa; Arthropoda; Arachnida; Ixodida; Argasidae
Product: sedoheptulokinase-like
Exons: 4
Coding region: 92-1498 (468 amino acids)
Biological process (GO): glycerol metabolic process; phosphorylation; cellular response to lipopolysaccharide
Cellular component (GO): cytosol
Molecular function (GO): sedoheptulokinase activity
Source: RefSeq, a predicted model, not a curated record